UUCUCCGCACGGUGAAGGUUUUUUAUUCGUGACCUACUUACCAUACAGUAUUAAAUUAAUGUCUUGCUGGUGAACCGAAACAGAUUUCAACUUAUGCGAAUGCAAAGGAGAGAUGGACAUUUCAUCGCUGUGUAUCGUGGUGAUAGUAACCUUCCUGGCAUCGAUUGCGUUUUUGUCGGUUAUAAAAAAGAAGGUCUCAGGCAGCGGUACUAAUGCAUCGGGCAGAGACAUCCCAGGACUGAAGGUCAGCCAUGCCCAACACGGAAACCUUGAUCUGAUUACUAAACACGGUGGAUUUAAUGGGUUUCUGCUGUGGCUCCAUCAGCAGUAUGGACCCAUAGCAAAGUUCUGGUUUGGAGAACAAAUGGUGGUCAGCAUCGCCUCUCCUCAACUGUUCAAAGAAACCUCCCGUAUGUUUGACAGACCUGGUAAGUAA
Lingula anatina is the source of this 436-nucleotide messenger RNA. Its product is annotated as cytochrome P450 20A1. Gene Ontology annotation, molecular function: iron ion binding; heme binding; monooxygenase activity. The record is from RefSeq and is a predicted model, not a curated record. Gene Ontology annotation, cellular component: membrane. Lineage: Eukaryota; Metazoa; Brachiopoda; Lingulata; Lingulida; Lingulidae.